AUGUGCUCCUUGUGUGCCUUGUCCUUUGCUUCUCUUUCUUGGAAAUCUCAGUGGCUGCUUCUGUGUACACAGAGGUGUGCCAAAGCUGGGUUUCAGAACAGAUGUUUGAAGUUCUGUGGGAUCUGCUGCGAGAAGUGCAACUGUGUGCCAUCUGGGACUUAUGGAAACAAGGACGAGUGUCCUUGCUAUAGGGACUUGAAGAACUCCAAGGGCAAGGGCAAAUGCCCUUGA
Molecule: messenger RNA, 231 nt
Organism: Sphenostylis stenocarpa
Lineage: Eukaryota; Viridiplantae; Streptophyta; Magnoliopsida; Fabales; Fabaceae
Source: the annotation of a GenBank genome assembly